Quercus robur (English oak) is the source of this 530-nucleotide messenger RNA. RefSeq lists its product as uncharacterized. The coding region runs from base 27 to 530 and encodes 167 amino acids. The transcript has 3 exons. The record is from RefSeq and is a predicted model, not a curated record. NCBI's taxonomy places the organism in Eukaryota, Viridiplantae, Streptophyta, Magnoliopsida, Fagales, Fagaceae.
AGCAACCCUUACUCCUUCCUCGGGACAUGGAGGCCUAUAGGCGAUUCUCUCAGCCCGAGCUCUUCCUAUCCCUAAAAAGGGAUCUCGCGUUGAUUACUCAGCAGGUGUUCGUGGCUGAUGAGUUCUGCCGCGAUAGCCGUAGUCGGGUUGAGGCUGAGACCCAGGCUCGGGCGGAGAUGGAGAAAGCCUUGGGAUCCCUCAAGCACGAGCACCUCCAACUCACGGACGAGUUCAAGGUGUCGGAGAACCGGCGCAAAAGUGCAGAGGCUGGUUUAAAGAGUGCUGAGACCCAGGCGGAGGACCAGCGCAAAGAGCUGUACACGACGCAGCUUAACCUCAUCACCGAGAGGCAGGCAAUGCAGGAUCUCAAGAUUGCCCUGCAAAAAGUAGAGGAUGAGCUGAGGCAGGUAAAGGAGGAGGCCCAGCUGAUCCGAGAGGCUACAGAGGCCGAGAAGAAUGCUGCUCGCCAGCUCGGGGCUGAAGAGACGGAGGCCAGGCUGUCUGAGGAGAUUCCUGAGAUGUUGGUGUGA